Bipolaris victoriae FI3 is the source of this 1779-nucleotide messenger RNA. RefSeq lists its product as hypothetical. Gene Ontology annotation, biological process: nucleotide catabolic process. Gene Ontology annotation, molecular function: hydrolase activity. Bases 1 to 1779 code for a protein of 592 amino acids. NCBI's taxonomy places the organism in Eukaryota, Fungi, Ascomycota, Dothideomycetes, Pleosporales, Pleosporaceae. The transcript is spliced from 4 exons. The record is from RefSeq and is a predicted model, not a curated record.
AUGGCUACCACGGACCUCACCUUUCUGCAUUUCAAUGAUGUUUACCACAUCGACAACCCCACCCUGGUUGCAAAGUUUCUAACAAAAUUGCGCUCUUGGCGUACCGAAUAUGCGCAAUCAAAGCCGUACACGAUUUUUAGCGGUGAUGUUUUCAGCCCGAGUCUCGAAGCAAGUAUCUUACGAGGGGAUCAUAUGGUCACAUUGCUAGAAGAACUCGGGAUUGAUAUUGCGUGUCUCGGGAAUCAUGAUUUCGAUUUUGGUGAAGAGAGAUUAAGAGAGUUGAAGGAGAAGACAAGGAUAGAGUGGUUAUUGUCAAAUGCGAUGAGCUCGAAUAGAGGACAAGACAAGGUGAACAAGAGUGUCUGUGAUGAGAUGGGAAGAUUGCGGGAGAGCGAAUUGCUUGCGGGGGCAAAAAUGUGGCACACGGCUGUAUUGCAAGGAUAUAAAGUAGGAUUUUUCGGACUGGCGGGUAGCGACUGGCCGUCAAACUGUAAAGGCCUGCCAGAAUGCUGCAUUAUCCCACCGGUAGAAGCGGCACGGGCACUUUCUCAGCAACUUCGUAGGGUCGAGAAGUGCGAUUUUGUUAUUGCCAUUACUCACAUGCGCUUGGUGGAAGAUCUCGGCGUCUCGGAGGCGUUAAAAGACCCUGCAGAUGAUUCUAGGAUAGACCUACUUCUGGGAGGACACGAUCAUGAUCUCCUAAGGAGAUUUGAAGGGGAAUUGACAUACGACGACCCUACCAUCAUUGACGCCAGUGUACCCAACUCUGAAGUAAUCACCGGGAAUACUGGCAUGACACACGAUGCCAAUGGGGCGGUUCGCAUCGUGAAGUCCGGGUCGGACUGGAAGAAUCUCAGCCUUGUGCGUCUCCAGGUAUCCCGGUCAGCCACGGGUGAUGCAACUCUGCACAACGUCUCCGUCGCGCAAGUCGCAGACAUGAACAAACUCGCUCACGACACUGACGCUUUUUCGUCCUCCCUAGCUGCAGUCAAUCACUCUCUCAAACACGUAAACGAACACAUGUCCACAUUCACCUCCCACGCACUCCUUCUCUCGCCCAUGCCCCUCGAAGGCACAGGCUCCAUCGUCCGCUCCCGCGAGACAAACCUCGGCAACUUCCUCGCCGACAUGAUUCGCGCAUACUAUGCCGUCGACAUUGCCCUUGUCAACAGCGGCAGUAUCCGCUGCGAUCGCCUCAUCCCCAGCACCACAAGCACAGGCCAGCCGCUCACAGUACGUGACAUGAUUGACGUUCUGCCGUUCAACAAUGCGCAUGUAGUCAAACGUGUCCCAAGUUCUGUUCUGCUAUCUGCACUAGAAAAUUCUGUCAGCGACGCACAUACCGACGGGCGCUUCUGCCACUUCUCGGGCCUCAGCAUCGUCGCAGAUUGGUCAGCACCUGAGAACUCGCGUGUAGUAAGUGCUACGUUCCAUCCUGGCUGCGGUGGCCAGCCGGUCGAGAUCUCGUGCGAUGGACAGCGAAGUUUUACAGUCGCGAUGGUGGGUUUUAUCGCGGAUGGAUUUGAUGGGUAUGGGUGCUUCAAAAGCUGCGAGACACUGGUGGACGAAGAGGGCGCAAUGUCGGAUACGGAGCUUCUACUUAGGGUGUUGGGAUAUGAACGAAGAGAGCAAGGGAUGCAUGGGGAUGAAGCUGGAAUUGAGAGGGCGAGAACCAUCGUGGUCAAGGAAUGGGUUGGAGAACCAAGGUUGCCGGUCGUGAGGCCCGAGGUGGAGGGGAGGAUUAGAUUCGUGGAUCGUGAGAAGGGCUAUAAGUUAUAA